AAUAAUGAUAUGUUUAACAUAUGUGCGUGCGCCCGCGUGCACUCGCACGUAUGUGUAUGUAUGGAUGUAUAAGGCGGAGAUUACAUAUUCUCGGUUUUGCAUGUAAUUAUACGAUAUGAAGUAAUCAUAUAUAUAUAUAACACAUAUAUGUAUGACGAAAUAUCAAAGGCGCCGUAUGUUUGUCUGUCGACAAUCAACCAACAAAUUCUCAUCGAUAUUUAUUCUAAGCGAUUCACUCGAACGAAAUAAAUGCCAACUGUCGCUUGAAGCGAUUAGAAAUCAUAUUUCUUUAUGAGAAUUUAUUUAACAAUCUAACGAACAAUUAAAAUGAGUACGAAACAUUUAACCACGGGAUCAGUCGCACCACCUAUUGUACCUGGAAAAAUACGUUUGUAUAGUAUGCGUUUUUGUCCAUAUGCUCAAAGAAUACAUCUGGUUUUAGAUACCAAAAAAAUUCCAUAUGAUGUUGUUUAUAUCAAUUUAACCCAAAAACCAGAAUGGUUCUUAGAGAAAAAUCCUUUUGGAAAAGUUCCUUGUAUAGAAUUAGAAGGAGGAGAAAUAUUGUAUGAAAGUAUUAUAAUAGCAGAAUAUCUAGACGAAGCUUAUCCACAAAAUAAAUUGUGUCCAUUCAGUCCUUUUGCUAAAGCUAAGGAUAAACUAUUGAUUAAAAGAUUUAAUGGAGUUAUUACCAAUAUGUACAAGCUAUAUACUGGAACAACAGUAGAUCGUGAUUUAUAUAAUGAAGCUUUAUCUAGUUUGGAGUUUUUUGAUAGAGAACUUGUCAAAAGAAGAACUCCUUUCUUUGGAGGUACUUCACCUGGCAUGUUGGAUUUAAUGAUCUGGCCAUGGUGCGAAAGAGCAGAUAUUAUUCGGAUUUUGCGUGGAGAUGAAUUCAUAAUAUCUCGAGAACGCUUUCUAAGAUUGUUCGAGUGGAGAAAUGCUAUGAAAGAGGACCCUGCAGUUAAAGAAAGUUAUUUGGAUGCUGAAAUACAUACAAAAUAUAUGCGUAGUCGACUUGCUGGAAUACCUCAAUACGAUUUGCUAUUUAAUCUUUAACUAAAAAUAUGUGAUAAUAAAGGCCUCUAAAACUUAACUCAUUAAAGUUUGAAUGAUAACAUUAUAACUUAAUUAAUAAUUGUUUAUACAUGUCUACGUACAAAUAACUAACUUAAAAAUGAUAAAAAUUUGUUCAAUACUAUAUUGAACUAUGAUGCUGCAUUUAUAUAAUAUAUAAAUAAAAGAUUAUCAGAUUUACAAUGCUUAACAUAAAGCAAUCUUCUUUGAUAUUUUAUUUAUAAGUUUUUUUUUUAAUAUGUAUGUAUAUGUAUAUAUAUAAAUAUAAAUAACUAAAUGUGUAUCGAUGUUAUACAGUGACAUAACAAACAUCGUUAAUUAACUUACCUAAUGUAUUUUAAUGCUGUUGAUCUACUUCUAUAUUAUUGAUAUUAUUUGUAUAAAAUGUAAAAGUAUAUUGUAAUAUAUUUAUAUUUAAUUUUUGUUUUGAAUAAAAAACAAGUAUAGUUCUGUAAUAUAAAAAUGAUAAAAUAUAUCGGUAUAGUUAUACCGAUAAUACUUGAAACACAUAAUACAGUUCCUUAUACUGUAUGUACAAAAUGUUUGGAAACCUCUCUUGUAUUAAACAUACAAUACAAACCAU
Vespa velutina is the source of this 1657-nucleotide messenger RNA. Its product is annotated as pyrimidodiazepine synthase-like. The transcript is spliced from 5 exons. The coding region runs from base 328 to 1056 and encodes 242 amino acids. Gene Ontology annotation, molecular function: glutathione dehydrogenase (ascorbate) activity; glutathione transferase activity. Lineage: Eukaryota; Metazoa; Arthropoda; Insecta; Hymenoptera; Vespidae. The record is from RefSeq and is a predicted model, not a curated record. Gene Ontology annotation, biological process: glutathione metabolic process. Gene Ontology annotation, cellular component: cytoplasm.